UAUAUAAGAAAAAGAAUCUGGCAGUAUUCAUAUUGUAAACUAAUCUAAACUUACUUUUAAUAUUAAGUUAGUGUCAAAAAUGUGUUUUUAUCAAAUUUUAUUUUAAAUGAGCGUUACUAAUUUUAAUAUUAAAAAGAAGAGAAAAGAUUUCUAGACACAAGAAAAAGAAUCAAUGAUUAAUAAUAAAAAUUGCCUUUAAAAAUGUAAUUACCUCGUCUUUGGUAUUAUAAUUUUACAAAUGAUAUCUUUUAACACUAACAUAAUCUAUCGCUCUCUAAAUUAAUAAAUUAGAUAAAGAAAUAUAUAAUUGCAACGGCCUUCUGACGCACAGCUGCUAAGUGCCCAUUUCCUAUUUCAUUUCAGAUGCAAAGUAUCUUCUACCUAUGUGCACGUUAGAAGCGUGUCACGCGUUUCAGUCGAAGAAGUACUCUAGCAGAAUGCUUCUCCAUUGACAAUGUAUCGACUACAAGGUAUGAAACGGCAGAACGGAUUUUACUCGAUAUUCAUAGUAUACUGAUAAGAGAGAUAAGAUGAAGCAUACUGUAUUUAUUCCACUCACAGAAUUAUCAGUUACAUGCCGAUUCUAAAGGAAUACUCAUCAUGGUCCGCGAUCGUAUGGCUGAUUUGCGUGCCAGCCGAAGCAACAGCAGUACUUUUGGCAGAGGAUUCUUGCAAGACGUACACCUUCAAAUAGCUCAAAAUAAAAAACUUAAAGAGUUACUUGAUGAAGCCGAAGAAAUACGCGGUCUGAUCCAUCUUACAGUUGAAAACGUUUCUAUCGUGAAAAACUUGCAUAACAAUGUUCUAUCGCACACGAAUAAGGACUUGCAAAAAGAAUUAGAGAUUCGUACGUGUACGAUUUCGCAGACGGCUUUUCACGUGCAGCGAAAGUUACGAGAUAUGGAAAAAGGUGUCAUUGCCAUUGACGAUUUGACUGUAGCACAAGAUGAACCUGUAUACGGUGUAUACACGAGAAUUAGAACAUUGCAAUAUACAACUAUGCUGCAAAUGUUUUCUGAUAUUAUGAACGAUUACAAUGCCUCGUUACUGAAAUACCAUGAUAAGUGCCUCUUACUUUUGCAGCAGCAACGUUCACUACUAAGGCGACAAGUUACUAGCGCGGAAUUGGAUCAUAUGCUCGAUGCUCAAGAAACUAGCUUAUUUGUCGAUAAUAUUUUAGAAGAUAGUAAGAUAGCUAGGCAACAAUUAUCAGAUAUAACAAGUAGACAUAAUGAUGUUCUAAAAUUGGAAAAAUCUCUCACAGAAAUCAGAGAUAUGUUUACGGAAAUAGCAUUUUUAGUCGAAAAACAGGGAGAACAAAUUAAUAAUAUAGAAUAUUUUGCUAAUAAAACCACGGAUAACAUCGACGGCGGACGUGUUCAACUCAAAAAGUCAGAACAGAGCAGUCACAGAUAUAGAAAGCGGAAAAUUAAGAUUGCCAUUGUCAUAAGUAUAAUAGUGUUAAUAUGUCUUUUAUUUAUUAUCGCGUCAUUUUAGAAACUAUUUUAGAAAUAUAAUCU
Acromyrmex echinatior (Panamanian leafcutter ant) is the source of this 1520-nucleotide messenger RNA. RefSeq names its product syntaxin-1B. Lineage: Eukaryota; Metazoa; Arthropoda; Insecta; Hymenoptera; Formicidae. Gene Ontology annotation, cellular component: endomembrane system; SNARE complex; plasma membrane. The record is from RefSeq and is a predicted model, not a curated record. Gene Ontology annotation, biological process: vesicle fusion; exocytosis; intracellular protein transport. Gene Ontology annotation, molecular function: SNAP receptor activity; SNARE binding.